This is a messenger RNA of Leucoraja erinaceus (little skate), 3627 nucleotides long. Its product is annotated as dual specificity testis-specific protein kinase 1-like. The transcript is spliced from 10 exons. Gene Ontology annotation, biological process: actin cytoskeleton organization; positive regulation of stress fiber assembly; protein phosphorylation. Gene Ontology annotation, molecular function: protein serine/threonine kinase activity; ATP binding. The record is from RefSeq and is a predicted model, not a curated record. The coding region runs from base 1438 to 3480 and encodes 680 amino acids. NCBI's taxonomy places the organism in Eukaryota, Metazoa, Chordata, Chondrichthyes, Rajiformes, Rajidae. Gene Ontology annotation, cellular component: cytoplasm; nucleus.
CAGGGCAAGGCAGGGCAGCGCCGCCCCGCUCCAGCCUCCCCGCCCUCCCGGCGCUCCCACAUAAGGAGCCGGAGCCGGAGCCGGAGCCAGCGCUGUGCGCAGGGCGGCAGCUCCGUCAGUCCCAGCGUCGGGAUCGCAGGCGGAGCCGGUGCCGGAGAGCGCAGCCCGGGAGGCCUAGCCGGAGCGGGAGCAGCUAAACCGGGAUCAAAGGUGGAGGAGCACUUACACCGGGAUCAGACGCGGAGCGGGCGGAGCAAACAGGGAGCAGGCUAGGAAUCGGGAGCAACUAAACUGAGAUCAGAUCAGGAACGCGAACCCGGGAUCAAACAGAAUCAGAUCUGGAGCAGAUAGACUGGGAUCUAACCAGGAUCAGAUCAGGAGCAGAUAGACUGGGAUCAGAUCUGGAAUAUCUGCAGAUAGACAGGGAUCAAAACAGGAUCGGACUGGGAUCAAUCGAGGAUUGGAAAGAGUGGGUGGGAUCCGACAAGGAAUCAGCAGAUAUCCUGGGACUGGACCAGGACUCAGGAUCAGGUAGACUGGGAUCAAAUAGGAUCAGGUAGACUGGGAUCAAACAGGAUCAGGUAGACUGGGAUCAGACCAGGAGCAGAUAUACCAGGGUCAGGCCAGGAGCAGGUAGACCAGGGUCAGACCAGGAUCAGACAGACUGGGAUCAGGCCCAGAUCAGUCCAGGAUUAGAUAGACCGGGUCAAACCAGGAGCAGAUAGAUUGGAAUCGGACCAGGAAUCGGGAUCAAUUAACAGCAUUACCGGCUUUGAGCAGAGAAAAGGUUCUAUUGCUACUCUACCCACUCCGAAUCAAUACAAUCCAUGCACAGGGUGAAGGGACCUCAGCCACCUCCCAGGUCAACACCCCAAUGGUGAAUAGUGACCAGUCUCCAAGUUCAGGAGACCUAUUGCUCUUUUAGUUUGCGAUUGAACGCUGAAUAUUGACUGCUUAUCAUCGCUUUAUUCAUUCAUCUUUGCCAGAUCAAUCAUCGUUGCUGGAUUAUACCGAUCAUUGAUUAAUGGAUCGCCAAUUCAUCAGUUUAUUUGUUGACUUAUCAAUGCUGGAUUAUUGAUGACUAGUUGCUGUGCAGAGCCAGGUUAUUGAUCAACAUUGCAAGACUAUUCGUCGACUAUUGUUGAAUGACCAAUGGUUUAUUGAUUCAUUGUGAUUGGGCAUCUAAAUGACUCGCAAAGUGAUCCAGGCUAGUCCUAGUUUAUCACUAGCUGCUCAUUGCUUCUCGCCUCUUCAUGGGUUUGAUCAUACGAAGAGUGGGCCAAGUGGAUGAAAUGCCGGGGUUGAAGGUGUGAAGGCUUCAUCUCUGAACACUCCUGGAGCACCCCGUCUCCCCUUGCAUUCCGCUCCCGAGUCCGGGGAAGAUGUGAAUCAGGUUGGGGUAGGUCCGCUGGGAGGGGGAGGAGGGCAGGCAGAGAGAUGGCGAGGGAAACAAACCUGAGAUUGGACUUGCCCAGCGAGGUCCUGGUGCCGGACUGCGGGCCCUACUCGGCCCCCGUGUCGGGCGCGAUGCUCGGCUGCAACUGUAUGCGACCCUCCUCAUACCGGGCGCUGUGCAGCGCUGUGUCCACCCUGGCCAGGAUCGACGACUUCUACUGCGAGAAGAUCGGCUCGGGAUUCUUCUCGGAAGUGUUCAAGGUUCAACACCGGAUAUCGGGGCAAGUGAUGGUCCUCAAGAUGAAUAAGUUGCCGAGUAACCGCGCCAACAUGCUCCGUGAGGUCCAGCUGAUGAACCGUCUCUCCCAUCCCAAUAUCCUGCGGUUCAUGGGUGUGUGUGUGCAUGAGGGACAGUUACAUGCUCUAACGGAGUACAUAAACGGAGGGAGCCUGGAACAGGUGUUGGCCAGCAAGGACCACCUAUCGUGGUUGGUGCGCAUCAAGCUAGCACUGGACAUUGCCAAAGGACUCUGCUAUCUGCACUCCAAGGGGAUCUUCCACCGAGACUUGACGUCCAAGAACUGCCUGGUGAAGUGUGAGGAUAAGUCCUACACUGGUGUGGUGGGAGACUUUGGCCUUUCAGAGAAGAUCCCAAAUUACAGCGGUGACGGGGAGAAGGAGCGAUUGGCGGUGGUGGGAUCACCCUACUGGAUGGCACCCGAGGUCCUGAGAGGAGAGCUAUACGACGAGAAGACGGAUAUCUUCGCUUACGGCAUCAUUCUGUGCGAGAUGAUUGCCAGAAUACCCGCUGACCCCGACUACAUGCCCCGCACUGAGAACUUUGGGCUGGAUGUGAAGACUUUCGAGAAGAUGGUGGGAGACUGUCCGCCUGUAUUCCUGGACCUGGCUGUCCUCUGCUGUGAUCUGGAUUCCCACCAAAGGCCAUCUUUUGCUGAUAUUACGCAGCGGCUGGAAGUGAUCCUGGAACAGAGGCAGUACGAGAACACGGAACCAGAUGUAGAAACAGCAAGGGAACAUCACAUAGCCGUUGAAGUAUCAAGAGUGCACAAUGGGAGCGGCGGCGAGUGCCGGGAGGCGGCGAGGAGGAUGGACGGCGGUGGCAGCGGUGAUGGUGGCGGCCUGUCCCCCGGGCCGAGCCCCGCUCUGUCCAACAGCCUGCGGGUCCAGUGCGAGCCGCGCCUGUCCCGCAGCCACUCGGACAUGUUGUCGCCGCCGCUGGCCGAGCUGGGUGCCCGCGUCAACCCCUUCUCGGGCCGGGACGACCUGAAGGGCGGCAAGACCAAGCUGUACGACUCGCCCAGCAAGUCUGUGAUCUCGCUGAGCUUCGAGCUGCCGCUGCCCCCCUCCGCCGACUGCCAUGCCCGCCACCGCCUGGCCAUGCCCGCUACCCCGGAGCCGCUGCUGCUCCUGCCCGCCCGCGGCCUACCUGCUCUGCUGCUGCCCGCCCGCUGCCGCUCGCUGCCCACCUCGCCCGUGCUCCGCCGCGGCACGCCCUUCUUCCGCCUGGAGCGGGAGGCGGAGACGGAGACGGCCGACUGCAGCGACGAGGAGGAGGAUGAUGUUGAGCGGCCGGAGCGAUCAGGAGAGGCCGAGGCCGCCAGCAGCAGCGGCGGCGACGACGACGACACUGUGAGGGAAAGCGAACCCGAGCGCCAUCUUCCCGGCGCCGGUUCGCCCGAGCAUGAGCAUGCGCACACGGCGGCGGCCGGCACCCGAGCCGGCGGGUUGUCGGGCAGUGCGCACGCGUCGGAGGAGAUGGCCGGCGCUCCCGGAGGCAGUGCGCAGGCGCCGGCGGCAGCGGCCGGCUUGGCGGACAGUGCGCAGGCGCCGGUGUCGACGAUCGACGUGCGUGCCGGUCGGCGGGGCGAGGCCGCGCAGGCGCCGGAGCCGCCGGCCUGCGAUGGCGGGCAGGAGCCUGAGGAGGCGCUGUCGUGCACCGGCUGCUGCCUCGGCGGCUUCGCCUUCUUCCCGCCCGUCUGCCUGCGUCCCGCCGCCAGGCCCGCCCGCUACCGCAGCCUCAGCUGUGAGUCCGAGCAGGGCCCCCGGCACAUCCCGCAGGCCUAGCCGAGGCCCGGAGAGAGAAGCUGCUCCCCUGGAGAUCCCCAUCACCCCCUUCCCCACAACAUCACCAUGGAGACCCUUCCCCAUCUCCAUGGUGACCCUUCCCCAUCACCAUGGAGACCCUUCCCCAUCUCCAUGGUAACCCUUCCC